GACGCGGGCUGCGGCGGGGCCCAGGGGCCAGACGACCCCGCCCACGGGCACCGCGAGCGGGGGGGUCUCCCGCUCGCCCAGCAGGAUGGCGAGGCGAAGGCCGCCGCCAAGUGCAACGCCGGCUACAUCCAGGACUUCUGCCUCUGGAGUUUCGGGCUCCCGACCCAAUCUUCCGCGCUGGGCUGCCCGUUCUCGAGCCGG
Molecule: messenger RNA, 201 nt
Organism: Prorocentrum cordatum
Lineage: Eukaryota; Dinophyceae; Prorocentrales; Prorocentraceae
Source: the annotation of a GenBank genome assembly